AUGGUGGUGGGGCUCCUGGCUGUGACCUGCCCUGCCAAGCCAGAAGGGCAUGGUGGUGGCGGCGGUGGCGAAGGUGAUGGCGGCGGGUAUGGUGGUGGCGGUGGUGGUGGCCAUGGAGGUGGUAGCGGAGGCAGACAUGACGGCUCCAGCGGCGGCGGUGGCGGGUAUGGCAGCUACAGCGGCGGCGGUGGUGGGUAUGGCGGCUCCAGCGGCGGCGGUGGUAGGUAUUGCGGCUCCAGCGGCGGCGUUGGUGGGUAUGGCGGAUCCAGCGGUGGUGGUGGUGGGUAUGGCGGCUCCAGCGGUGGCGGUUAUGGCGGUUCUAGUGGCGGCGGCUAUGACGGUGGGAGUGUAGGUUAUGGAAAAUAA
Homarus americanus (American lobster) is the source of this 366-nucleotide messenger RNA. Its product is annotated as keratin, type I cytoskeletal 9-like. The transcript has a single exon. NCBI's taxonomy places the organism in Eukaryota, Metazoa, Arthropoda, Malacostraca, Decapoda, Nephropidae. Bases 1 to 366 code for a protein of 121 amino acids. The record is from RefSeq and is a predicted model, not a curated record.